Molecule: messenger RNA, 1536 nt
Organism: Annulohypoxylon truncatum
Lineage: Eukaryota; Fungi; Ascomycota; Sordariomycetes; Xylariales; Hypoxylaceae
Product: putative MFS transporter
Exons: 5
Coding region: 1-1536 (511 amino acids)
Biological process (GO): transmembrane transport
Cellular component (GO): membrane
Molecular function (GO): transmembrane transporter activity
Source: RefSeq, a predicted model, not a curated record
AUGGCCGAUGCUAAGACCGUUGGCCUCGUGGAUUCCGACUCGGUCCAGAUUAAGAAGGAUCCUAUUUCGAACCAGGAAGAUAGCAAUGAUGUCGAAAACGGCCAUGUGGUGUUGUCGGACGAAACGACGGCCGAUGUCAUCGAUAGCGCCGCCGAGAGGGCGCUCUGUCGCAAAUUCGAUCUCCGUUUACUGCCGGUUCUAGCUAUAAUGUACUUGUUCAAUGCCCUCGAUAAGGGGAACCUAGGAAACGCUCAGACCGCGGGUCUCUCUAAGGACUUGCAUUUCAAAGAUGGGCAAUACAACCAGAUCGUCGGGAUAUUUUUCGUCCCCUAUGUCAUAUUCGCGCCGCCUUUUGCCAUGUUAGGCAAGAAGUUCAGCCCGGCCCGCGUUCUUCCUCUCUUGAUGUUCUGUUUCGGCUCCUUCACUCUGCUCACCUCGGCGACAACAAACUUUGGCGGCAUCUUCGCCCUUCGGUGGUUCCUAGGAAUGGCCGAAUCGGCCUUCUAUCCGCUUGUCAUCUAUUACCAGACCACCUUCUACAGGCGUGGUGAGCUCGCACGGCGUCUAGCUAUCUUCUACGCCGCCUCCAACAUAGCCAACGCCUUUAGCGGUCUCCUUGCUUUCGGUGUCUUCCAAAUAAAAUCCACGCUAGUAGACCAUCCUUGGCGUUGGCUUUUCAUUGUCGAAGGGAGUGCUACGGUGUGCUGUUCGAUAUUUGCCUUCUUCUACCUGCCUCGGAGCGCCGCCGAGGCUCGAUUUCUAACCGAAGAGGAAAAGGCGCUCGCGUAUCGCCGUAUACAGAUCGACAGUUCUUCUGUUGUCAAUGAAAAGUUCUCUCUUAAGGAGUCCCUAAAGGUGUUCAAGAGGCCAACGUCCUAUUGCUUCCUCAUUAUUGAGAUGUGUAUCGGCGUGCCGUUACAAGCAGUCUCGUUGUUCUUACCGCAGAUCGUCCAACGGCUCGUUGACAACACGGUCACGAUCAAUCUGUACACUGUCGCACCAAACGUCACGGGUGCCGUCAUGCUGUUAAUCCUUGCGUUUACAUCUGACGGUCUGCGGGUUCGGUUCCCUUUUGUAUGCCUCGGCUUUGCAUUCACGUUCAUCGGAUUCAUCAUAUAUGCGGCGAUACAGGACGUCCAUGCUCAGAUUCGAUUGGCGUACUUUGCAACCUUUAUGAUGUGCUGGGGAACAUCUGCGCCGUCAGUUCUGCUAAGCACUUGGUAUAACAACAACGUAGCGCACGAGGGUGAGCGACUAACCCUGACUUCGGUCGGCGUUCCGUUAGCGAACCUGAUGGGACUGAUUCCCAGCUACGUAUUUCAAACCAAAGAUGCGCCGAAGUAUACACCUGCUCUUAUCACGACGGCCUGCUUUGGUGCCACUGGAUGCCUCAUCACGGGAUGCUUAGGCCUUUUCAUGCUCUGGGACAACCAACGUCGAAACCGCCGGCAGGGAGUGAAUCUCACUGCGAAAGACGUGCCAACUUUGAAGUUGAGAGACGGUCCAAAAGUGGAGGAGUUUAGAUGGUUCUUGUGA